CCUUCCAACAAGCAACCCUCAUCGGCAGGUUCCGAGACAGACGGUUCGUCUUCGUCGCGCCCCCGAGCAGGCACAUGGGGCUCCAAAGAGGCCCGAGCAGCCAGAUCGGGCGCCUCCGGAGGCAAACCUCAGAUGCCUUUGUCGCCUUUGGCAACUGCUGCAGCAGCCAAAAAAGCUGGACAGGGCAGCCAGGAAACUUCAAGAUAAGGAAAUCAAGAAUCGAGAGAAGGAAGCCAAAAAGUAUGAGAAGGAACUUAGGAAGAACGAGAAGCGGGAGCUGGAACGACUCAAGAUAGAAAAGUUACGUGCAGAACGAGUAAGUAAAUCGACGGAACGUCUAGGGGGUUCUGGUUCCUUGUCCAGUUCAGAAAGAGUCAGUGGCAGCGGCACCGGAACAGCAGGUUCUCGUUCUGGUUCCAGCACCAGAUCCGGUUCUCUGGAACGUAGGCAAAGUGGUGAAGGAGGCAGACACGAUGAGAGGGAACGUGAAGUCUUGUAUCAGCUCACAGUCCACGGAACUGCAAGUCCCAAUAGACGUCCAGCAAUUUUCGACGCCUUUCGACCAAGAUCCAAAUCGGACGCCAGGAAACAAAAAGAACUCACCAACAGUGGCCAAAGUGGCAACAAUAGUGGUUCUUCGACACCAGCUCAAUCUGGCAAAUCAGGAUCUGGCAGCAAUUCAUCAGGACCGGGUCACCAUGUCGGUCUGAUGCAACACGUAAGAAACGCAGUUCACCACACGACUGGUCUGAUCAGAUCACAUCAUCAGCCUGUCCAUCGAGACAGUGCUCAUCCUGUAAAAGCAGCCAGAGAUGGUUCAGCUCAUUUGCACGCUGGUAGUGACCAACAGUAUUAUCACACGGUUACGGCUGGUCGUAGAAGUGAAUUAAAUCGUUCUCCGAUGACCAAAGUUAUGGAUUUGUUCAGACAUCGGGCAAACAGUACUACGAGUGAGCAGGAGAAGCGGAAAAAUAAGUUACAAGAACAACUCUUUAUCGGUGCGCAUAUGAGAAGGGCCUCUCAAGAGUUGGAGAGGCGUCGGGCGUCUUUGGGAAGUGGAGCGGGCCUGGCGAGCCCUAGGCCCCGUACGGAGCCCCUGGAUCCACAUCACGCUGCUAUUUUAUUCAGGGACUCUCGAGGGUUGCCUGUGGCUGAUCCGUUCUUGGAAAAAGUCAAUUUGUCAGAUUUAGAAGAAGAUGAAUGCCAGAUCUUUGUGAAGUUCUUCAGGUUCCACAAGUGCUACGACUUGAUACCUACGUCUGCUAAAUUAGUUGUUUUCGAUACCCAGUUGUUAGUUAAGAAGGCUUUCUUCGCUUUAGUGUACAAUGGAGUCCGAGCAGCCCCUUUAUGGGACUCUAGUAAACAGUGUUUCGUUGGAAUGUUGACUAUAACAGAUUUUAUUAAAAUUUUACAAAUGUACUACAAAUCGCCUACGAUUUCCAUGGACCAAUUGGAGGAGCACAAGUUGGACACGUGGAGAGAUGUUCUGAAAGAUCAAGUACCUUCAUUAGUGAGCAUCAGUCCUGAUGCAUCAUUAUUCGACGCAAUUAGAACUUUAAUCGAGAACAGAAUACAUCGAUUGCCUGUCAUAGAUCCCAGUACGGGCAAUGUACUGUAUAUAUUAACACAUAAAAGGAUUCUACGAUUUCUAUUCCUAUAUAUUACUGAGUUGCCCAAGCCCUCCUAUAUGCGUAAAACCCUUCGGGAGUUGAGGAUUGGAACAUUCGACCAAAUCGAGACUGCAGAUGAAGACACCAGUAUUAUUUGUGCUUUGAAGAAAUUUGUUGAAAGGAGAGUCUCAGCUUUGCCUGUCGUGGAUGCUCAAGGGAGAUUAGUGGAUAUUUUUGCUAAAUUCGAUGUCAUUAACCUUGCAGCUGAAAAAACCUACGAUGACUUAGACGUAAAUUUAAAAACAGCCAACGAACAUCGAAAUGCAUGGUUCGAAGGUGUGCAACGUUGCACCUUGGAUGAAACUUUGUAUACGAUCAUGGAAAGGAUCGUCAGAGCCGAGGUGCACAGGCUAGUAGUGGUCGACGAGUCAGAAAAAGUAGUCGGCAUCAUAUCUUUAUCAGAUUUGUUACAAUAUUUAGUACUGAGGCCGAGUGAGAAGAAAUCGCAGGGCGAUAAGAGUAAACAGGAGGAGCAGGUGCAGCAGGAUGGGGAGCAAUUGGAUGUCGAAAUGAAGGAAGACCAAAGUGUUGGUUCGGAGGAAAACGUUGCUGCCAGUGGUGAAAUCAGUGAAGAGAAGAAAGAAGUUGAAGUUGAUGAAGGUGAUAAGGUGGAGAGCUGUUUGGAGGCUACCGAAACAAACCAACCUCCCCUCAACGGUGACGAUGUCUCCUCCGAAGAUCCUCAACUCGACACCAAAUCACCAUCUGCUCUUCUACAAAAGCAAAUAUCAUCCUUUGAGUCUGAGAAUUCAGACGAUGCAUCCACAAACGCUGUCAACUAUUCAGCCCUGGACGACAACGCCAGUUCACAGGACGAAGAACAAGAAAUUUUAACCAAAAGUUGCAAAUUAGACCAAGGUAUAUUGGAACACACCAAAAAUAAUGGUCAUACUAUAUUGGAAUCGUAAAAGAAUGGUAAUGUUGAUUUUUAUAAAGAAGCUUAGUAUUUUUUUUAAUUUAAUUUAGUUUUAAUGGCAACAACAAGAUGAAAGGUGGUGCUUUUUGUUGUUUAUUUAGUAUUUGAUUAUAUAAAUAUGAUUUUGCUGAAAGUAGGAAGCGUGAAAGGUUAUUAUUUAAGAUACAAGAGAUAUAUAUUAAUUUUUGUCUAAACAGAUGUU
Messenger RNA from Ctenocephalides felis (cat flea), 2788 nucleotides. Its product is annotated as 5'-AMP-activated protein kinase subunit gamma-1-like. The record is from RefSeq and is a predicted model, not a curated record. Lineage: Eukaryota; Metazoa; Arthropoda; Insecta; Siphonaptera; Pulicidae.